UUCAGUUAUAAAAAAUGGCUGCACCUGCUCUUAAAGAUCUUCCAAAAGUUGCUGAAACCCUCAAGAGUCAGCUUGAAAGCUUUGAUACUGAAAAAUUGAAGAACGCCAAUACUCAGGAAAAAAUUAUUCUACCUACAGCCGAGGAUGUAGCCGCUGAAAAGACUCAAAAGUCUUUGUUUGCUGGUAUUGAGUCCUUUAAUCCAUCCAAAUUGAAACAUACCGAAACACAAGAGAAAAAUCCAUUGCCAGACAAAGAAGCCAUUGAAAAGGAAAAGGAGAAGAAUGACUUCAUUGCUGGCAUUGAGAAUUUCGAUUCCAAAAAGCUGAAACAUACCGAGACAUGCGAAAAGAAUCCCUUGCCAACCAAGGAGAUCAUCGAGGAAGAAAAGAGAGGUUAAAGUCAUCAAUGUCGUCGUCUCAUCAAUCAAUCAUCAUAUCUGCGCAUGCGUACAUGAUGAUUGCCGCAGCGCAGGUGCUGUAGCAAAACUCAACGGCCGUACCAGUAGCACUUUACCACUCACAUUGCAGAACUGGAUGACGUAUUUUUUACUCAUUCCUAAUAUCUAAUAUUACUGAAAGACAUACUUUACUUUGUAAAAGCAUUUAUAAUUUGCGUACAUACACAUAUUUAUAUAUCGAAAAACAAAUAACAUUUUCAUACAAAAUUUU
Messenger RNA from Musca vetustissima, 669 nucleotides. RefSeq names its product thymosin beta (gene cib). The coding region runs from base 15 to 398 and encodes 127 amino acids. The record is from RefSeq and is a predicted model, not a curated record. Gene Ontology annotation, cellular component: cytosol. The transcript has 3 exons. Gene Ontology annotation, biological process: actin filament organization. NCBI's taxonomy places the organism in Eukaryota, Metazoa, Arthropoda, Insecta, Diptera, Muscidae. Gene Ontology annotation, molecular function: actin monomer binding.